AUGCCAGCCGACAAGGGACGUUCUACGGUCACAUUGGACAGAAUCGACUACCUUCAGAGGGUGAAAAAUUUACUGGACGAUGGCCAGUUUUAUGUUUCUUGUGAAACCAAUCCCAUCAAAAAGCAGAAACGUGAAAUCAAUUCGAUGCUGAUGGCACUAGAGAACUCGGAUGUAAUAAUGCCGCCUGACCGACGCAUGGCGAGAGCUCACGAAACGGCCUUGGCCCACUUCUAUGACCUCCCUGAAGUGCAGAAGGAGGACGCUCCUCUCCGACCCAUCGUAUCACCGAAAGGCACUCUAACGUACGGACUGGCGAAAUGGCUGUUUUAG
Molecule: messenger RNA, 330 nt
Organism: Dibothriocephalus latus
Lineage: Eukaryota; Metazoa; Platyhelminthes; Cestoda; Diphyllobothriidea; Diphyllobothriidae
Source: the annotation of a GenBank genome assembly